AUCCUUUAAUAAAUAUACCGGCGUUAAGAAACCUCUGGCUCUCUCCUUCCAGUGACUAAUCGAAUAUUCGAUAAUUCCAUUUUGCAAUCAGCCGCAAAUUGCAGGCUAGUUGGACAAUUUAAAGUAAUUACCAGAAACUAGAGUCAGAAGCUCCGUGCGCUAGCUUCAAGUUUUGUCGUAAGCCAAUCCAAAAAAAAGAAAUCAACUAAAAAUGUUCGUGUCGACAGUCUCUCGCAUUGCCCCCGUUGCCAGGAGCGCCAUCCUCGCCAACUCCAAGCAAUACUUGCGACCAUUGAGCAGCGCCGUCAUCAGCCAGAGCCAGACUUUGGCCGCUCAGAACACAACCCCAGUUGCAUUACUGCCACAAAUCAGGUCAUUCCAGACCUCUCCAGUCACGCGCGAUAUUGAUUCGGCUGCCAAAUUCAUUGGUGCUGGUGCUGCAACAGUCGGUGUCGCUGGUUCCGGUGCUGGUAUCGGAACAGUAUUCGGUUCCCUCAUCAUCGGUUAUGCCAGAAACCCAUCGUUGAAACAGCAGCUGUUCUCAUACGCUAUUCUGGGAUUCGCCCUGUCUGAGGCUAUGGGUCUGUUCUGUCUUAUGAUGGCCUUCCUGUUGCUGUUCGCUUUCUAAGCGUUUGCGUACAACGCGCCACUCGUCGUCCUGUAAUGGGAUACAAUGAGAUAAUAGAGAAAAAACCAACCAACCAAUUAACAACCAACAACAUCAGCGUUCGUUUUUCGAUUAUUAAUGAUAAACAACAAUUGAUUGAUAGCAAACAAAGAACAUCCUGUACUAUCUAAUUAUAAAAAAUAACAACCACAACAUAAUAUA
Drosophila willistoni is the source of this 829-nucleotide messenger RNA. It is a transcript of the gene ATPsynC, whose product is annotated as ATP synthase lipid-binding protein, mitochondrial. The transcript is spliced from 4 exons. The coding region runs from base 212 to 628 and encodes 138 amino acids. Gene Ontology annotation, molecular function: proton transmembrane transporter activity. Gene Ontology annotation, biological process: proton motive force-driven ATP synthesis; proton transmembrane transport. The record is from RefSeq and is a predicted model, not a curated record. NCBI's taxonomy places the organism in Eukaryota, Metazoa, Arthropoda, Insecta, Diptera, Drosophilidae.